CUCGCCUCGCCUCGCCUCACCUGUGGCCGGCCGGUCUGCACUUUCCUACCUGCAGCUGGCCCCUUCACACCGCUCUGAACUCGAAACUCGCGCUCCUUCCUCUCCUGAACGGCCAAAGGCGAUGUGGUGCUCGCGCUCGCUCUCGUCGUGCACGCUGCCGCCGCUGCUGCGGUCGUUGCCGCUCCUGCUCGCGCUGCUGCUGCGCGCCUCGCGCGGGGAGCUCGUGUUCCGCUGCCCGAGCUGCACGGCCGAGCGCCAGGCCGCGUGCCCCAGCCCGCCGGCCGCGUGCGUCGAGAUCGUGCGCGAGCCCGGCUGCGGCUGCUGCCCCGUGUGCGCGCGCCUGCUGGGCGAGCCGUGCGGCGUGUACACCCCGCGCUGCGCCAGCGGACUGCGCUGCAACCCCACCCCCGGGGAGCCGUACCCGCUCGAGCAGCUCAUCCGGGGUCUCGGGCGCUGCGAGAGGAGAGUGGAGCCCACGGUCAGCCACGACUUACUGGACAUUUCCACGGAGGACGGAGAGCCAUACGGCACAAGGUCCCCAUUUCAGAAGAAGCAGACCAAAGAUGCCAACUACUGGCUCAAGGAGACUGCGGUCAGGCAUCACCAGAACGAACAGAAGACCAGGAUGAUGGGAAAUCGUGGGGAGGAGCUCAAGAGCCCUCGGCCCAGACAGAGUCAGUGUCAGCAGGAGCUUGAUAAGGUGCUGGAGGAGAUCUCUAAAAUGACCUUCCAUGACAACAAAGGAACCCUGGAGAACCUGUAUGAACUAAAGUUCCCCAACUGUGACCAGAAAGGACACUAUAAUCUAAAACAAUGCCACAUGUCCACCCAUGGGCAGCGGGGCGAGUGCUGGUGCGUGAACCCCCACACUGGCGUCCAGAUUCCCUCCUCGAUCAGGGUGAGGGGGGACCCCAACUGCAGCCAGUACACCGGUGGGCCUGAGUUGGAGCCCCCCACCGGCCUGCAGAAAUAGACGUGCUCUCUCACCACCGGGGGGACGAGCGGAGCUACAGAACAAUGAGAGAUGAAGCUGGAGAGAGGCGUGCAUGCGUAUAUUCCUGUGUGUAUAUGUGUAUAAAAUGUUUCAGUCCCUGUUUGAUUUGCAUUCUAAUCACAUGGAAUAGAAAGAGCUGCAUGUCAUGGCACAUGACGAAAGCCAAAACAGAAGACAAGGGCAGAGUCCUAUCCCCCUCUAACUUUUCCACUCAUAAAUGUAUAUGAAAUUUGACAAUGAGAGACUUGCACCGUGUCCUCCCAUUCCUGAAUUUUAUCAUACUUUACUCAAUAAGCACUGGUAGUAAUGGUGCUAACAUUAAGCCCAGUUUGUUAAACGGUAGGUGUAGCUCCAUCCAUCUCAUUUCAGUCCACUUUUCCUUUUGGAGCUGUGCUAGCACUUGUUGAGGCCACUCAGUACCUGCACUGUUGCUUCAUUUCAAAUGAAGUUGAGCAGUAAAUGUUUAGCUAAAUACAAAGGGUUGUAUUCUAGGCUAACCAAUAGCCUAAAAAGCUAAUUUUAAAAUGGAACAGUGCACUUAAUAUACAUAAACUUUAUUUACUCCUUUUACAUGGCAGUUCCAUGUGCAGUGAAACCAUCAGUGCUGUAUACUUACAUUCAUACCCAGUCUUUCCCUACCGCUGCCUGCUCUCUGUGAUCCCCCCUCACCCACCCCUUCCAAAGCCUGUGGAGCUGCAUUCUCUGUAGUGGAGAGGCCUUGUCUCCUGUCUGCAGGGUGUCCAGAGGAUUGGUUUGUGUGGCUGUGUGUGUGUGUAUGUGUGUAUAUAUGUGUAGGGAGCGUAGCCACUGUUGGCAGCUGAUAGACCUCUGCCUGCCCCACCCCGCCCCUCAUCCUAUCCAGUUCUUCCCAUCCAGUUAUGUGGAGAGGAAAAAAGAGGUGGAGUGGUAUGAUGGGUUAGGGUGGAGGGGGGCACAAGUGGUUACUAAUGACGUGCUGACAGAGGUUGAGAUUAGGACACAAGGCUGACAUUGACAAAUGCAAUAUUAAGUGGGUUAAGGGCCUAUAAAUAAACACAGGUUUGCAAAUGUAUUCCUGCAAUGCAGAUGGGCCAGGCUUUACCUAGCUGCUCUACAGUCUCCUGGGGGUUGGGAUGGAGAAAGGGCCUGAGAGAGUGUGGGGGGUGGUGGUUGGGGCUAGUUGUACAGUUGUGUGAAAGGAGGCCAAGUGGUGCACAGGUUGAGUGGGUGUGCUAAGCUUACCCUGUCAGCAGAUUUCCCACCUGGUGCGAUCCGUUUAGUACAAGUGCUGCUCAGCAGGUAUGCAGGGACCAGACCUGUGAUUGCACUUAAUGAGAAUUCCGAUUACGUUUGAUUCAGCCUGUGAAAUAUGAUCUUGCUUGUUGUCCGUCAGUCUCUCUCUCUCUCUCUCUCUCUCUCUCUCUCUCUCUCUUUGUCUUUGUCUCUCUAUGAGCGAAUAGCAUUGAACUGCUCAAAAUGACUGCAUCCAGAAAUAGCAGCUGAUUAAGCUUGAUCGAUUGUAAACAAAUGCGGCACAGCUCCGUACGAAAAGCUCAGUACGAAAAACCGGACUUCAACUGCUCAGCUCGAUUUGGACCUCUGUGAGUUUGCCUCUCAGAUAACAUGUUAACCUCCAAUAACUCACAUGGCAUUGCCAUGUCCAGCGCGCCUUUAAAAUUAGCUUUCAUUGAUUUUCUUUUUUUAGUGUGUAUUUUGGUGCUACAGACCAGCUCUCUUAAAUCCCUCUCCCCCCAUCGCGGGCUUUGGGUGCCAGCAGAGAGAUUGCUGAGACACUGGCUGUGAGUUUUCCGUUUGGGUUGGUUUCCGAAAUAGAUUGCUGCCUGCCCUCCGGUGGUACAGUAAAUUUUACGGUAGUUUGAGUCUGGCCUAGUUUGAAAACAAAGCGAAACCAAUCCCUGCGGUUUUUGGGCAUAUUGAUUUCCCAGAGUUGUCCUAAAGGGCUGAAAGAGAGUGUGUGUGUGUGUGUGUGUGUGUGAUGGCAUGAAUGCGUGUACGGAGGGGGUUGCUGUGCCACGCCUGCAGCCAGAGGACAGAGGAAAGCAGUGUUUGCCAUCUGCUGCAGUGUAAAACUGUCAGAGCUGCUCGCUGUGUUUGAUGAACCUCAUAUAGGCGACAGGGGAAAUUUCAGCAAAUCAAAAACACCAUGUGCCAUGCCAGCCUCUCACAUGCACUUACUUUUUUUCUAUUUUUUUUGUAACUUUGCAUGUUACUGAGUACUGGGAGGCACACCAGCAUCAGAUAGUAUGAUAGCUUUACUCUGUUAACCGCCAAAAAAGCAGCAUGCUUCCUGUGUCUUCUUAUAGAAAUGGUCAGUGAAUAAAAGUGCCUGCCUGUAAUUCAGAAAAGGGAAGCCAUAAAUGCAUGUGAAGCAGCACAGUUAAUGUCAUUUAUUACAGAACUUUAAAAUAUGAUUAAACAAGUUACUUUCAAAA
Messenger RNA from Colossoma macropomum (tambaqui), 3426 nucleotides. RefSeq names its product insulin-like growth factor binding protein 2b (gene igfbp2b). Gene Ontology annotation, biological process: regulation of insulin-like growth factor receptor signaling pathway. Gene Ontology annotation, cellular component: extracellular region. Gene Ontology annotation, molecular function: insulin-like growth factor II binding; insulin-like growth factor I binding. The transcript has 4 exons. Bases 122 to 973 code for a protein of 283 amino acids. The record is from RefSeq and is a predicted model, not a curated record. NCBI's taxonomy places the organism in Eukaryota, Metazoa, Chordata, Actinopteri, Characiformes, Serrasalmidae.